Molecule: messenger RNA, 861 nt
Organism: Meyerozyma guilliermondii ATCC 6260
Lineage: Eukaryota; Fungi; Ascomycota; Pichiomycetes; Serinales; Debaryomycetaceae
Exons: 1
Coding region: 1-861 (286 amino acids)
Source: RefSeq, a predicted model, not a curated record
AUGCCAUUUGAAUUGCGGAAAGUACUUUUAUCGGAAGGACUCACUCAAACGUCAUAUAAAAUUGCUUCACGAGAACGAGGGGGCCAAGGCAAGAAAAAGGGCCAAAAAGUGAAAUUUCGAAAAGUGAGGUUCAAAAGUGAGGUUUUUGUGCUGGUCGCAAUUUGCACCCAUUUCAUAAUGCAAUUAAUAUUAAUAAUAUUCUUCUCGAUUUUGGCAGUAGUUUGUGCUGGAGCAGACCAGUCGAGGAUCUGCAAGUCGUAUGGUUCAGACGUCCCCUUUUCGGGAUACAAGAUCGAGUUUCAAUAUAGAAAUAGUGGUACAUUCCACUUGUACAUGUGCCGCGAAGGAAAAUCGAUUGGGACACUUUUUCUCAACGAUAGCAUUCCAUAUGGCCAAGAUCUUUGUGUUGUGGAGGGACAGCCAUGUUUAUUUCUUGCACGCACCAAGGCUGCCUCGAAACGGCAGAAUGCCAUGUUUUUUCCGGGUGAUAUUAUCGGUGGAAUCUUUCAAAGAAACGGGAAAUCGCUUCUUCCAGUAGCGCCGCUCAUUGCCGAAAACGCUCUAAAAUUUCACUGGGUCGAGUUCAAGGGUUUGAAAAAGGCUAUUAUUCACGUUCCCAUAUUGGCCACUUUGGGUAUUGACAGCACUAGAAACGGCGAUACCAUGUGGCUGGAGAAUAUUGAUGUGGAUGAGCAAUACGGUGGGGUCGAACAGACAAAAAUGAUCAUGAAUCACAUCAUGGAUAGGAUUAUACCGGGUACUGCCAAAUUCAUAUUACGUGUGUUUAAAACUGGAGCAGGACUUGUCAAUACCGUGGUCCGCGACGGCACCGCUUUACUCUGGAGCGGGGUGGCGCCCUAG